AUGGGUCCUUCUCGUUCAACGUAUUACCUCGAAAAGAUCAUGCCUAAUGCACGAAACGCAACGCAAAGUCUUGAUUUUGAGGCAUUAGAGAGAAGACAAAGCAUCAGUGGCACACCGACUAGACACAUUCCUGCUACUCCGGCGAGUUGUGAUCUACCGGAUCUCAUCGACCAGAGAACAUGUUUAACCGACGCGCUCAACGCAGAAGACCCAUGCCGAGGCAAAGAUCCAAUCUAUCAAAACAAAAGGACGAUUAGAGAAGCGCUUGCUGAUACCUUACCCCGACUGUAUCACUCAAUGAGAAAAGCACUUGGGUUCAUUUGGAAUUUGGUCAAGUUCCAGGUGCAGUGCAGUUUGCUCGUGACUGCAUUCAACCUGGCUGCCGCCUUCCAUCGCGGCGAUGUCAUGGACCUCCAAUGGGUUCCUCACUUCCCAACUUCUCUGGAAUCACUCAAAGAAUUGACAAUCAAUUGGGAAACCCCGGCCAACGGAUACCUCUUGCAUAUCUACAGCUUCUGGUGGGGAUGGAUUCAUGGACUCGGUCGGCUUGUUCUUUGGAAACUACCAAAGGCUUUAGGCAGGGUGCUGUGCAACGUUGCGGUUAAGGGUGUGAUGAUUUCUGGGGAAUAUGUUGGACGAAGUGGCCCGGGGAAGGAUAUUACCGACGCUUGGGGACAUGGCCUGCAUCCGGUGAUGCGAGAGCGCAUGGGUGGGAAGGGCAUAUAG
Molecule: messenger RNA, 726 nt
Organism: Cucurbitaria berberidis CBS 394.84
Lineage: Eukaryota; Fungi; Ascomycota; Dothideomycetes; Pleosporales; Cucurbitariaceae
Exons: 2
Coding region: 1-726 (241 amino acids)
Source: RefSeq, a predicted model, not a curated record